Messenger RNA from Orussus abietinus, 2793 nucleotides. RefSeq names its product ESF1 homolog. Gene Ontology annotation, biological process: rRNA processing. The record is from RefSeq and is a predicted model, not a curated record. Lineage: Eukaryota; Metazoa; Arthropoda; Insecta; Hymenoptera; Orussidae. The transcript has 8 exons. Gene Ontology annotation, cellular component: nucleus. The coding region runs from base 304 to 2568 and encodes 754 amino acids. Gene Ontology annotation, molecular function: RNA binding.
CGCCAUCACCGAACAGGUCCGUUCGCCUUGCAAUCUCGUCUUGAGUCGAACAAUGCAAAAGUUAUUGCGAGGAGUAUAAUAAGUCAUCGAACCAGUGCUUCCAGUACCGCAAUUAUUCGAGUGAGAUGGCGAAUGCUGGACAAUUUUCUCGGUUUCCUCGAUCUCGUGACCCUCCCUUGGAACGUCAUUUCUAAGUCACAAGAUCCGAGGCGAAACGCGCCUAAGUGCACAUCGGUGCAUACGUUCGGUGCACCUACAUGCAUCAUCGACGUCGUUACGUAAACUUCAUCUCUCUGAAAAAUCAUGGAUGAUAUAUUUAAAGAUGCGAGAUUUGCUCAUAUUCCGAAAGAUCCCAAGUUCAGAAAGAUUCCAAAGUCUGAACGCAAAAUAAAAAUAGAUAAGAGGUUUCGCUCUAUGUUCAGUGAUAAAAAAUUUAAUGUAAAAUAUACAAUUGAUAAAAGAGGUAGGCCUGUAAAUCAAACUUCUACAGAAGACCUUAAAAAAUACUAUGAUUUGUCAAGUGAUGAUGAGUCGACAUCAAGUGAUCCCGAUGUAAAAAAACCUGUGAAAAGCAAAGUUGUUAAAAAAUCUAAGAGUAAAUGUAAACAAAAGAAUACAAUUGAAAAAAGAGGUUUUAAUAAUUUGAAUAAUGGGGAGUUGCUGAGGAUUAAACCAAGUGAAGUAACUGAUUCGAACUCUGAGAGCAGUGACGAGCAUUCUGAAAUCAAUUCGAUUGAUUCAAAAGAUUCUAAAGUGCUGUUAGAAGAUUUAGAAGAAAAUGAAAAGCAAUUACAUAUUAAAAGAAAAAAUGAGAAAAAAGUUUUAACUGUUGAAGCUAAAAAGAAAUUGAGAGAUCUUACCAUUGAUUAUGCUAGAGGUGAAGGCAUACUUGCAACUGAUAGUUCAUCAGAGGAAGAAAGUUCAGAAUACAAUGGCAGUGAAGAUGAAAUCGAGCAUGACUGGGGUGAGUUAGACAAAGAGGCAGAAGCAACAGAUGAAAUUACACAUCGAAUUGCUGCAUGCAACAUGGACUGGGAUCGUAUCCGUGCCUUGGACCUUAUGGUUUUGUUCAACUCAUUUCUACCAAGUGGAGGUCUUAUUCAUUCAGUCACGAUUUACCCAUCAGAUUUUGGGUUGCAAAGAAUGAAGGAGGAGGAAAUUAAAGGACCGAUAGAGCUAGUAGGAGAAAAAGCUAAAAGUAGAGAAAUUGAAGAAGACGAAAACGAGGAGGGUUCAAAAUAUCACAUGGAGAAACUACGACAAUAUCAACUUAAUCGAUUGAAGUAUUAUUAUGCAGUGAUUGUCUGUGACUCUCCCGAAACAGCCAACAAAAUAUACACGGAAUGUGACGGAAUAGAAUAUGAAUCUACUGCUACUAAACUUGAUCUAAGAUUCAUACCCGAUGACAUGACUUUUGAUCAAGACCCACGGGAAGUUUGUGAUAAAGUACCAGAUUUUUCUAAAUAUCAGCCACGGCAGUUUACGACCACUGCUUUACAGCAGGUUAAGGUGGAAUUAACGUGGGAUGAAACAAAUCCACUGCGGCAAGAAAUUACACAGAAAUUAAAUUCUGGAAAAAUCGACGAUGUCGAUGAAAAUGAUUUACAAGCCUACCUAGCAAGUGGUACAAGCGACGAAGACUCAGAUGACGAAACCAAUAAAUUGCAAAAUAAGGAAGAUAAAUCUGAUUCCGAAUCGAAUGAUGCGAACGGGGAUCCCAUUGAAAAAUAUAAAUCGCUUUUAAAAUCAAUCGAAGAUCAGGAGGAAGAGAAGAAGAAACAGGAUGUUGAACUAGAAGUUACUUGGGGCUUAGCACUUAAAGAAAAAACUGAAAAACUCAUUUCGGAAAAAAUGAAGAAAGAUAAAAAUUUAACACCCUUUGAACAAUACCUUGAAAAGCGUAAAGAGAAAAAGAAGACAAAGAGAGAGGAAAGGAAGAGACUUAGAGAAGAACAUGAUCAACGAUCUGAUGGUUCUGGAAGUGAAAAUUCUGUGCCAUCCGAUGUUGACAUGAACGAUCCAUAUUUUGCAGAAGAAAUUCAAAACAUUAAAAAUAAAUCUGUUUCGCAAAAGAGAUCGAAAAAGAGCAAUGAAGUAGAAUCUGCUGAUAAGCAUGUAGAGGAGCAAAAUAAAGCUGAACUAGAACUGCUAAUGAUGGGAGAAUCGGAUGAUGAGAACAAACAUCAUUUUAAUAUGAAACAAAUUGAAGAAAAUCAAUCCGUAUCAAAAUCUAAAAGAAAACGAUUGAUUAAAAAGAAGAAAGAUGCAAUUGGUGCAGCUGAUGACUUUGAGGUUAAUGUUAAGGAUGAAAGAUUUGCUGCAUUAUUCUCAUCAUAUCACUUUAACAUUGACCCUGCUGAUCCCCAUUACCGUAAAACAAAGGGUACAGAGGCUCUUAUUAACGAAAAGUUAAAGAGAAGAGCUGGUAAUGAGAAAAAUAACAUGAACAAUGAAAAGAAUAUGGAAACGAGCCCUACGAAGGAAUCUUCUACUGUUAAUACAGAAUUAGCAGCCUUAGUUAAAUCCGUGAAGAGGAAAGCUCAAAAUAUUCAUAGACCAAUUAAAUAAUACAUUAGUGUCCUUAAUGAUAGGUUGUAUCAUAAAUAAAUAUAUUUCCAAUUGUCUGUUCUCCAUUAUAUCUUUAAUUAUUCUGAAGACACAUUUCACUCUAAAGAUAUUGACUUAAUUAUUGAACCUGUUGUGUAACUAGGAGCAGAUCUAUGAUAAUUAUGAACAAUUUCAAUGCGUAAACAGUAGGUGUGAUAGCUACGAAAUAUAAACCAUUUAAAAAAA